Molecule: messenger RNA, 471 nt
Organism: Fibroporia radiculosa
Lineage: Eukaryota; Fungi; Basidiomycota; Agaricomycetes; Polyporales; Fibroporiaceae
Exons: 7
Coding region: 1-471 (156 amino acids)
Source: RefSeq, a predicted model, not a curated record
AUGGCACAGGCUGCGUUGGUAUACGGCACCCCUUCCAUGGCGGCCGUAGCAGGAUCAUUCUUUGUAUUUCAGGUCUGGUCCACCUUUUAUACAUUUCCUGAACCUGUGUUCUGGAUUAAGCUGCCCCGUGUAGUUCAGCUGAUUGCGAUUCUAUCUCCGCCUUACGUGAUCCUUGUCCUAUUCGUUUGUGGCGCGGGUCUGAUACUUGUUGAUGCGCCCUCAACAGCCAACGCAGAGAAUGGCAUUUAUUGCGUGAUUGACGUGGAGGAUUUCCAGCGUUUAAUGACUCCUGCAUUCUGUGCCGCUGUACUUGUAGUGAUUACGGUCAUGCAAGUGGCCAUUGCAGUCAAAGGCUAUCGAGGCUGGCGACAUAUCAAGAAUGUUUUCCCGGAGGCAGAAGUUAGCAGACUGAAUGUCGGAUCAUACUUGCGCGUAAGUGAUGACUUGUACAUGUGCGACAGUCUGUCAUAA